Messenger RNA from Nothoprocta perdicaria, 509 nucleotides. It is a transcript of the gene KCTD12, whose product is annotated as potassium channel tetramerization domain containing 12. Gene Ontology annotation, cellular component: presynaptic membrane; postsynaptic membrane. Bases 1 to 504 code for a protein of 167 amino acids. The transcript has 2 exons. The record is from RefSeq and is a predicted model, not a curated record. Gene Ontology annotation, biological process: regulation of G protein-coupled receptor signaling pathway. Lineage: Eukaryota; Metazoa; Chordata; Aves; Tinamiformes; Tinamidae.
AUGCCCGGCAGGAGUGCGCGGGAUGCGGCAGAUCCGCAUCCCUUUGCUGCUCGCCACAUGAAGCUCGAGCAGCAGCCUGACCCAGAACCGCCGCAUCUGCUCACGGCCUCGCAGUCGCUGGAGGGCGCGGGCGGGCGGCGCUCGGGCUACAUCACCAUCGGCUACCGCGGCUCCUACACGAUGGGGCGCGAGGCGCAGGCGGACGCCAAGUUCCGGCGCGUGGCGCGCAUCACGGUGUGCGGCAAGACGGCGCUCGCCAAGGAGGUCUUCGGCGAGACGCUCAACGAGAGCCGCGACCCCGACCGCCCGCCCGAGCGCUACACGGCGCGCUACUACCUCAAGUUCAACUUCCUCGAGCAGGCCUUCGACCGCCUCUCCGAGGCCGGCUUCCGCAUGGCCGCCUGCUCCUCCACGGGCACGUGCGCCUUCGGGCCCGAGCAGGGCGGCCCCGCCGACGACAAGAUCUGGACCAGCUACACCGAGUACGUCUUCUGCCGGGACUGAGCCCC